UUGACCACCCAAACUGCCCCAAAUGGCCUCGGCCUCUUGGGAUGAGCGAGAGGCCAUCGGAGGAGGCCAUCCGAUGGCUUCACUUCCCUCGCAGGUAAUUGCGCGUGCGACAGCCACACAGGAGGACGAUGACGACGACGGAGGAGAGGGCCUAUUCGUAUUAUUCUUUGACGGAAGCCCGCGAGGAUGGAGACGUCCAUGUAGAUGAAUUUGGACGUCCUUCCUUCUCAUCGGCAGCAAUCCCAACUUUCCGGAGAACUAGCAUGCGAGUAGAAAGGAAUCCUGUACAAGUACCAGUCCGAUCAACGAUUUCGGCUUUGAAUCCACCAGAGACUUAGUUGCUUUUAGGGCAAGGUUUACUGUGCUCCUGACGCAACCCCCAACCCGACUAAUGGUCAACAAGGUCGGCCCCUUCUUGCACUGCGAAGACUGGGAGAGUCAAAGGGGGCUUCUCGUCUGGUACAGAUCACGAUGCAAUUCAAACCAAACAAGCAAUCUGUGAGGUGUGUGUGCUGGUUUUGUCUAGAAGAAAGUUCGGAUUUCCUCGGGCUGAUGCUAAUAUGAGAUGGUUGGAGGAGGGCGAACAGGCGACGAGGUGGAGGACAAGAUAUAGGAGAUCUGAUUUGUUUAUUCUUGUGGUGUGAUUUCGGCCUGCUGCUCUUGUUUCGAUGUUAGCAGCUGGGACAUGUCGGCGGAGAAGGUGAGCUUCUGCUGUUGCAUCAGCUUCCUGAUGCUGUCUUCGGUUUUUGUCUCAGGUGAGGCGGUCCCCGGCGGCGGCGGCGCCUCCGACAAGGAUGUACUGCUCCGGCUCAAACGCCAUCUCCAAGCCAAGAAUCCGAUCUACCAAGGAGCCUACGCUCGGUGGAACGAGCCGGACCCCUCCCCUUGCGGUUGGGAGGGCAUCACCUGCAACGACGCCGACCGUGUCGUCGGCGUCAACCUCGCGGGAUCCAACAUAGCCGGUGAAAUCUUCCCCGGCUUCUCCUUCCUCACCGAACUCGCCCGCCUCGACCUCUCCUCCAACACCAUCGGCGGCCAGCUCCCCCCCGACCUCAACAAAUGCAGCGGCCUCCGGUACCUCAACGUCUCCCACAACCUCAUCGGCGGCGAGCUGAACCUGACCGGGCUGGUCAACCUCGAGACGCUCGACCUCACCCUCAACCGAUUCAACGGUAGCAUCCGCCACAACUUCCCUGCACUGUGUGCCAAUCUGGUUAGCCUCAACGUUUCCACCAACGGCUUCGCCGGCGACAUCACCGGGUGCUUCGACCACUGCCCCAAGCUCAAGUUCCUGGACCUGAGCUCCAACCAGUUCAGCGGGCGGAUAUGGCUAGGCUUCCCUAACCUGCGGGAGUUCUCUGUCGCCGAGAACAGCCUCGUUGGGGGAUUUCCGUCGAGCACCUUCGGGUCAACUUGCGACCUCGAGAUUUUGGACCUCUCGGCGAACAACUUCUCUGGGGCGUUCCCGGACUCGAUCGCCAAUUGCUCGAAGCUGACGUCUUUGAACCUGUGGGGGAAUGUAUUCACCGGCACGAUACCCUGCGCCAUCGGCUUGCUCUCGGAGCUCAGCGCGCUCAACCUGGGGAAUAACUCGUUCGACCCGGAAAUCCCCCAGGAAUUGGUGAACUUGACCAAGCUAGUGUUUCUCGAUUUCAGCAACAGCGGCUUCAACGGCGACAUCCAAGAAAUCUUCGGCCGAUUCGCGGCGAUGAGUUACCUCAUCCUUCAAGGGAACCAGUACACCGGAGGCAUCGCGUCGUCGGGGAUUCUCAAGCUUCCCAACCUCGUGAGGUUAGACCUGAGCUUCAAUCGUUUAUCCGGCAACAUCCCCGUGGGGAUCACGAGAAUGCCGACGCUCAAGAUCUUGAUCCUCGCCGGUAAUGAGUUCUCUGGCGGCAUUCCGCCGGAUUUCGGCAGCAUGGCCGGAGUUCAGUUACUGGACCUUUCGUACAACAAGCUCACCGGCUCGAUCCCCGCGGCCAUCGGCAAAUUGACGUCCCUCCUCUGGCUGAUGCUUGCGGAAAACAAUCUCACCGGCGAGAUCCCCCCGGAGAUCGGCAAUUGCAGCAGCUUGAUGUGGCUGAACCUUCGCAACAAUCAGCUCUCCGGCAGGAUACCGCCGGAGAUAUCGGCGAUGGGGAAGGACCCGUUCCCCACGUUCGAGGCCAACCGCCGCGAGAUUAUCGGCGUCGCCGCCGGCUCCGGCGAGUGCCUGGCCAUGAAGCGGUGGAUCCCCGCGAGCUACCCGCCCUUCAACUUCAUCUACGCGCUAAUGACGAGGAAGACCUGCCGGGACACUUGGGACCGCCUCCUGAAGGGUUACGGGAUCUUCCAGUUCUGCGCCAACUCCACGUCCGGGGUCCGAACCCUAGCCAUCUCCGGCUAUCUCCAGUUCUCCCUAAACCGGCUCUCGGGCGAGAUCCCGCCGGAGAUCGGGAGGAUGAUGAACUUCAGCAUGAUCCAGCUCUCCGCCAACCGGCUUUCCGGCCGCCUACCGACUGAAAUUGGUAAGGUGCCGCUCGUCGUUCUCAACGUCUCCCACAACGGGCUGUCCGGCGGGAUCCCGGAGGAGAUCGGCUUCCUGCGGUGCCUCUCGAGUUUGGAUCUCUCCCGGAACAACUUCUCCGGCGAGCUGCCGUCGAGCCUGAACGGCCUUUCCGAGCUGAACAAGUUCAAUGUCUCCUACAAUCCCCUGCUCUCCGGCGUGGUACCAACGAACGGCCAGAUCGCCACCUUUGGAAAUGACAGCUUCCUCGGUGACCCCCUCAUCAGCUUCGCCUCCUCGUCCGCCCGCGACACGCCGCCGGUCACCCGAAACAACGGCCCCGCUGGAGAGGGCGGGCGUUGGCGGGUGGCGGCGUUCUGGGUGUUCUUCGCUCUCAGCUCGGCCUUCGUCUUGUGCGGCGCGCUCUCCUUGGCGGUCCUCUGCCUCGGUGGCGCCCGCGCGGCGGUGGACACGUACGCGGACCCGGAACCCGAGCCGGAGGGGUUGCUUCUGGACGGCGCGAAGUGUCGGAGCGACGCUUGCAGGUCGUCGACGGUGACGUCAACGUCCACGUCGUCGGCGGAGGGUGUGUCGGGCUGCUCGUCGAAGGGCAGCGCGGGGGUCAGGGUUUUCCGGCUGGACCGGGGGGCAGAGGGGUUGACAUUUACAUACGACGACAUAGUGGCGGCGACGGGGAACUUCGACGAGAGGAUGGUGGUAGGCCGGGGCGGGCACGGGGUGGUGUACCGGGGGGUGCUACCGGACGGGCGGCGAGUGGCAGUGAAGAAGCUGCAGCGGAGGGGGAACGGAAGAGGGGAGGAGGAGGACGAGGGUGAACGGGAGUUCCGGGCGGAGAUGGAGGUGAUGACUGGGCGUGGCCACCCAAACAUGGUGGCGCUGCACGGGUGGUGCCUGGCGGGGGCGGCGCGGCUGCUGGUGUACGAGUACAUGGAGGGGGGCAGCCUGGAGGAGGUGAUCGAAGAGUGGGGGCGGUUCGGGUGGGAGCGGCGGCUGGCGGCGGCGACGGGGGUGGCGCGGGCGCUGGCGUUCCUGCACCACGAGUGCACCCCCGCGGUGGUGCACCGGGACGUGAAGGCGAGCAACGUGAUGCUGGACGCGCGGGGACGGGCGCGGGUGACGGACUUCGGGCUGGCCCGCGCCGUGGAGGCCGGAGAGAGCCACGUCAGCACGGUGGUGGCCGGGACGGUGGGGUACGUGGCGCCGGAGUACGGGAGAACGUGGAGGGCCACCACGCGGGGCGACGUGUACAGCUUCGGCGUGCUGGCCAUGGAGCUGGCGACGGGCCGCCGGGCGUUGGACGGUGGGGAGGAGUCCCUGGUGGAGAGGGUGAGACGGGCGGCGGCGCAGGAGGUGGGGUUGCGGCUGGUGGGGGCGGCGGGGGAGGAGCCGGGCGAGGGGGUGACGGCGAUGCUGGGGCUACUGAUGGUGGGGCUGCGCUGCACUGCAGAGUCCCCGCAGGCGAGGCCGGACAUGAGGGAGGUGCUGGGGAAGCUGCUGAGGAUAUGCAACAGCAGUGGCAUCGGCGCUAGCGAGGUGGGCAGCAGCGAUACUUCUCCUCCCCCUCAUUGGUCGCUGCAGAGCCACAGCACAUCAUCUUCUUCCUCGGUGAAGAGCUACUGGGAAGGAUACUUCUGACAGCUAACCACCGUUCAGCAUCACACAUGAGAUAGUCGAUGUACAGAUAUCCCCACUUGUUCAAAAGUUUUAAUGGGAUACAUACGAUAUUUCAAUUUUUUUAUAAGAUAAAUAACAGAUUGUGGUGUUUUGCAUGGAAG
This is a messenger RNA of Musa acuminata subsp. malaccensis (wild Malaysian banana), 4281 nucleotides long. RefSeq names its product probable LRR receptor-like serine/threonine-protein kinase At1g74360. The record is from RefSeq and is a predicted model, not a curated record. Lineage: Eukaryota; Viridiplantae; Streptophyta; Magnoliopsida; Zingiberales; Musaceae. Gene Ontology annotation, biological process: protein phosphorylation. Gene Ontology annotation, molecular function: protein kinase activity; protein binding; ATP binding. Gene Ontology annotation, cellular component: membrane.